UCGCUGAUAUGGGUUCUAGCUCGUAAGUGCCGAGCCUCAGUAAUCUCCCUACUCCAUGAUUUCCUGAAAGCGCUCACCGACAUUCCCCUCCAAACCAUGGCAUUAUUUCACAUUAACUCGAAGGUGGUGCGUCUCAGUACUUCACAGUUACGUUGUUACUCCAGCUGUCUGAAAAUGAAGAAAGGAUUGGUGCUUGGUGUCUACGAGGGGGAGAAAAGCGACGUUGUUCUCACACCGUCGGCCGCCAAGUACAACGAGCUCGUUAAUGGAAAACUACUGGCCAAUAUUUCCCUCGCGGGCCCGACAAUAAAAAAAUCAAAAACUCGAGUAUUUUGGGGUCUCGAGGAUGAUGUCCAUAGUUGCGUUGCGGUCGUUGGUCUCGGUAAGCAGAACCUUGGCUACAACUCCCUGGAGGAGAUCGACGAGGGAAAGGAAAACAUUCGCGUUGCUGUCGCAGCUGGAUGCAGUGCCCUUGAUGCUGUAGAUGUCAAAGAUAUUGAGGUCGAGCCCAUGGGAAAUGCGGAGGCGGCAGCUGAAGGAGCAAUUUUAUCCACUUGGGUAUUCCAAGAGUUCAAAAAUAAAGCCAAGAAGAAGAAGCUACCGACUGUCUCUCUGUAUGGAACUGAAGAACAAGAUUCAUGGAAUCUUGGCAAGAUCAAAGCAGACGCUCAAAAUUGGGUGCGUCUUUUGGAGGACACUCCAGCUAACCUGAUGACCCCCACAAUCUUCAGUGAGACAGUGUCCCAAGCGCUGACCCCUCAAGGAAUCGAAGUAAUAGUCCACGACGAGUUAUGGGCGACGAAGAAAAAAAUGGGUUCUUUCCUCAGCGUGUCCCGAGGCAGCGCUGAGCCGCCAAAAUUCGUGGAAAUUCAUUACAAGGGAGCAGAGCCCACCAAGGCCCCAAUAGCAUUUGUGGGCAAGGGAGUGACGUUUGACGCCGGUGGUAUAAGUCUGAAGAGUGCAGGUUCAAUGGACGAGAUGCGAUCAGACAUGGCUGGAGCAGCCUGUGUCGUUGGCCUUAUCAAAGCAGCUUCUGAGCUGAAAAUCAAGGUGAACCUCGUAGGACUAAUUCCCUUGACGGAGAAUUUGCCAUCAGGCACAGCGACAAAACCCGGCGAUAUUGUGACAGCAAUGAAUGGCAAAACAAUUAUCGUUGAUAAUACUGAUGGAGAGGGACGUUUGAUACUAGCUGAUGCCUUAACUUACGCUAGUGAAUUCAAUCCCGAAUUCAUUGUAGACAUUGCCACUCUCACUGGAGCUAUCAGAAUGGCCUUGGGUAAUGCAGCCACUGGAGUAUUCUCCAGCAGCAAUGAAUUGUGGGAGGUACUGAGGCAAUCUGGGGCCAACACUGGUGAUCGCAUGUGGAGGAUGCCCCUGUGGCAGCACUAUAACAAUCAGAUGACCAAGCCCUACAAAGCUGCUGAUCUUAACAACUGUGCAAGGGCAAAGGGUGGCGGCUCGUGCACAGCUGCUGGAUUUCUUCGUGAAUUCGCCAGUACUGAAGUGCCCUGGCUGCACUUGGAUAUGGCCGGCGUCAUGGGCCCCACUAACGAUGAGAUUAGUUAUUUGGCUUCUGGCAUGUCUGGACGACCUGUCAGGACGCUCAUUCAAUUCGUCCAGGACAUUGCCGAGGGAAAAGCUACGUGCAAACGUUAAGUGUUGAUAAUAAUAUGAAUAAUUAAUAAAGUUGAUCAUGUCGGAAAGUGGAUACACAAGCCAUUGAUGGGAGCUUAACGGCUUCCUCAUCGUACCAAUAUUUUCUAUGUCGAAUUAAGGUUUAUGUUUGGUUACAUCAUUUUUUCUUCCAAUGACUCAAAUGUUUUCUCAUCCUGUAUAGACGUAACAACAGAUUUUUGAUAUUUUUCACUUCGGCAAUUGUUUAUAAUGAUGAUCUUAGGUGGAAUACAGGAUGCAGGACAAAUGAGCUCGGGGAAUUUUCAUCGGCCAUUGUACUUUUCUUUAUGAUGAUGAUGAUGAUGAUAAUGAUGAUGAUGUAAUAAACGAAAAAAAUAUAUGGGUAUUUUAUUAA
This is a messenger RNA of Diachasma alloeum, 2029 nucleotides long. Its product is annotated as cytosol aminopeptidase. The transcript is spliced from 5 exons. Gene Ontology annotation, biological process: proteolysis. The coding region runs from base 97 to 1656 and encodes 519 amino acids. The record is from RefSeq and is a predicted model, not a curated record. Gene Ontology annotation, cellular component: cytoplasm. Gene Ontology annotation, molecular function: metalloaminopeptidase activity; manganese ion binding. Lineage: Eukaryota; Metazoa; Arthropoda; Insecta; Hymenoptera; Braconidae.